AUGAUAAAAUUGGAGAAUAAUUCAUUAGAAAAGCUCAAAGAACCAAGUCAUAUAAAUAUUAGCACUAAAACAGUCAAUAAUAGUACAGAUUUACAAAAAGAUAAAGAAGUAGAGAAAACUAAAAACAACGUAAUCGAGCAAAAAAGAAAAUUAAAUAUCACGAAUGAAACAGAAAAUGACUCUACAGUAGAAAUAAUUAGGUCAUCUACUGAUACUCUAAAACGUAGAAAAAUAGAUCUAUGGGAUACAGAACAACUAUUAGAAUAUCCUAAAAACAAAACAAUACCAGCAAAUUUAGAUAUUUUUGACUCAUAUGAUACAAAUUACAAACCAAAACAAACCGAAUAUCUUUCAAUAUUACCAACUAUUGACAAAAUAAUGAAAACAGAAGAAGAAAUAGAACAUGCAAUGACUAAUGGUUUUUUUGAAAACAAUCUUUUUCUUCAAGAUUUUAUUAGAGAAUUUCAGAACAAUUUCAAUGGACGUUAUGAUGAACGUAUAGGAAAAAAUGCAUUUGAAUUUCGAAAAUAUCGUUCAGAUAAUAAAGUAGAUGGUUAUAGAGAUAGUCAAUAUGAACAGCAUUCUAACCAAAGACAACAAAAGGUUUCAGCAGAAUUAAGAGCUGGAGAAGCAACAACAUUGAAACUACCGCAAAUGGCAGAAAUGGGUCUAUUUGAGUUAGGCGACAUGUGGAAAUAUAGUAGAACUCUUGGUUUUAAACAAAGAGGAAAAGGUCGAGACAAGAUCGAAAUUAGAAAAGAUUUACAGCUAACGGGUAUUGAUGAAUCUACUCAUUCAUUAACAUUUUUAUGUCCAAGUUCUACCAAUAUAUAUUUUAUGGAAGGAGAUCCAGGAAUUUCUAUUAGUAAUAUUACUACACCAACAAUGCUAGAAACGCAGAUUCUCGAUAUAGACGGACGUACAGCACAUUCAGAAAGACCUAAUGGUAAUGCAUGGAAAAGUAUUCGAGUACAGCGUCGUGGUCAAGAUAUGGGUACCUUAUUUGAAGUUAGAAUGAAAGCGUUUGAUUUAUAUGGUGUAUAA
Messenger RNA from Pneumocystis jirovecii RU7, 1044 nucleotides. RefSeq lists its product as uncharacterized. The transcript has 5 exons. The record is from RefSeq and is a predicted model, not a curated record. The coding region runs from base 1 to 1044 and encodes 347 amino acids. NCBI's taxonomy places the organism in Eukaryota, Fungi, Ascomycota, Pneumocystomycetes, Pneumocystales, Pneumocystaceae.